AUGCGCCUUUCGUCUUCGGGGAGAGCGGUAGGAGAAGAGGUGGAGCACCUACCGAAUAAACCGGAAGUAGGCGCACAGUUGCUGUUGACAGGGGCACAGAAGGUAGAGGAAGCCACGAAGGCUGCAUUGGCAUACCCAAGCAUGGCUGAAAAGAAAGGCGAAGGAAAUGGUGAACAUCAUCAAAACGUGGAAGAUAACAGUAACAAAAUGAUUUGCCAUGCCCCACGCAACAGUAAACACGAUCGCGACGACGAGUUGGGCAUUCAUAUCAUGCUCUCUGCGAUGUUGCAUCGCCGUGAGCAAGAAAAGCUGAAAGAAGUGAUCCUCCGCUUCGAUCCCCUAGCCGAGCACUUCUUCUUCAACGAAAAACGGAAAUUCGCGUUCAUGACUGCUUCGUCACCGGAAGCACGAGACAGAUUGCUCCAGAGCUGCAGAAGGUGCUUCUUAAUUUUGAAAUCUAAAGACUAAGUCCUUUGCGACUAUUUGAAGAAGGUUAUCACAUCCGCUAUGGUCUGGAAACAACAGCAUUUAUGAAGCAAGUGCGAAUGUCUAUUGUAGUUGUACUGAGCUACAUUUUUGUUCUUCUUCCACUAAGUGUCUCAAUUUCGGGUUUCUUGGGCUUGAAAUCGAUUUUCUGACUGAAACAGAUAUGCCAAGGAGACGCAUCAAGACCGUAUCAUUUCUCGGCGUGUGACGGUGUGUAUGCUUGAUCGACACCUGCGGGAUCAUCUAUAUAGCGAUUGGAAAGCGCAGCGACAGUCCCCGAAUCAAACUGCUAUUCUGCGUGUUGGGCA
Molecule: messenger RNA, 794 nt
Organism: Amoebophrya sp. A25
Lineage: Eukaryota; Dinophyceae; Syndiniales; Amoebophryaceae
Source: the annotation of a GenBank genome assembly